This is a messenger RNA of Olea europaea var. sylvestris, 743 nucleotides long. Its product is annotated as sugar transporter ERD6-like 7. The record is from RefSeq and is a predicted model, not a curated record. The coding region runs from base 4 to 495 and encodes 163 amino acids. The transcript has 2 exons. Lineage: Eukaryota; Viridiplantae; Streptophyta; Magnoliopsida; Lamiales; Oleaceae.
AGAAUGAUCGAAAUUUUACUAAAAUGUUUAGUUGAAAUAUACUCUGGCAAAAAAUGGAGAUCAAAAAAGUUUAAAGCUGCAUUAAGAAGACUCCGGGGCAAGAAAGCUAAUAUAUCAAAAGAGGCAGCUGAAAUCCAAGAUUAUAUAGAAACUCUUGAGAAACUUCCAGAAGCCAAAGUACUCGACUUAUUUCAAAAACGAUACCUGAGUUCUGUCACAGUAAAUCUUUACUUCUGUUUCUUUUUUAGCCUAUCUCAUGAGUUGGAUACGACAACAUUAUAUAGUAUUAAGGAAGAAAAAGAAAUUAUACUCUUGUUUAUUUAUAUUGUCCAGAUUGGGGUUGGACUAAUGGUCUUUCAACAAUUUGGAGGAAUCAAUGGAAUAUGUUUCUAUACCAGCAGUAUUUUUGAGUCUGCGGGUAAAUAUAUGAAGAAUGACUUCAUUCUAUUUAUAAUCCUUCCGAGCAAAAUCCAAGUUUCCGACUUUGUCAAAUGAAUGAUCUGUAUUUCUCAGGAUUCUCAGCCAACGUAAGAACAAUAAUGUUUGCUGUUGAUCUCGAAAAUUGGUCCUUCCACGUGGCCAAUCGAUAACUACUCCACGUAUUCCUCUCUGUGCACAAUCAGCGAAUGGUUAGACGCACACGGCCGGGACUAGCGAAGGUGGUGACGGCCAUAUACACUCCGACGGUCAAGUCAGGUUUAAGUGGUCGGAACAGUACCCAGGGGCUGUGCAAAUUAAUGAUA